Encephalitozoon cuniculi GB-M1 is the source of this 504-nucleotide messenger RNA. RefSeq names its product endoplasmic reticulum translocation complex subunit Sec66. The transcript has a single exon. Gene Ontology annotation, biological process: post-translational protein targeting to membrane, translocation. The coding region runs from base 1 to 504 and encodes 167 amino acids. Gene Ontology annotation, cellular component: Sec62/Sec63 complex. The record is from RefSeq and is marked provisional. Lineage: Eukaryota; Fungi; Microsporidia; Unikaryonidae.
AUGAUUCUUUUGUUGGCAAUGAUCCUGUCUACUGUGAUUCUGAUGUUUACCUUUAUCAAGAGGAUUAACAGGAAGAAGGCGCCUGGAGACGAAAGCCCAAACCUGGAGCUUGAGGUGUACUUUCUCCAGAAGUCUGAGGGCGCAUCAUCCUCUACACUUCUGAAGCAGCUUGUUAAGGCAGCAGCUUGUUUCAAGGAGAGGGUGAUGAAGCUGGAGAAGGACAUGGAGGUUCUUGGCACCCUUUAUGAAGACAGGAUGAUAAGCGAGGAGCACUGGGAAAGGGUAAACGAGGAGAGCAAGAACUGCGAGGUGGAGAGGAUAUGCAUUGAGUCUGAGGCAAACAUUAUCAAGCCUGGGUAUGGAGAGGAGAUUUUCAAGGAUGCCUCCAGGGUCAGCACCAUAGGCCCCAGGAAGGGAAAGGGCCCUGGGGACGGUACCUUGUAUCAAAAGAAGAAGGAGGUUCUUGAGCUCGAGCUGCUGAGGAAGCUGGGGGUUGGCGGGUGA